Phycomyces blakesleeanus NRRL 1555(-) is the source of this 1488-nucleotide messenger RNA. RefSeq lists its product as hypothetical. The record is from RefSeq and is a predicted model, not a curated record. Gene Ontology annotation, molecular function: aminomethyltransferase activity; protein binding. Gene Ontology annotation, biological process: glycine catabolic process. Gene Ontology annotation, cellular component: mitochondrion. The coding region runs from base 40 to 1233 and encodes 397 amino acids. NCBI's taxonomy places the organism in Eukaryota, Fungi, Mucoromycota, Mucoromycetes, Mucorales, Phycomycetaceae. The transcript is spliced from 5 exons.
UUUUUUUUAAAAAAAAAAAACUUUCUGUACCUCAUUGCAAUGUUGUCUUCAAAGAUCAACUCAUCAACUCUUUUGGCUGGAACUCGCCACUUGACCAAGCGCUUCUAUUCCGCUGCUCAAGAAGUCAAGAAAACUGCUCUUUAUGAUUUCCAUGUGAGCCUCGGCGGUAAGAUGGUCCCCUUUGCUGGCUAUGCCAUGCCUGUCCAGUACAGCGGAAUGGGUAUGCUUGCUUCUCACCUCCACACGCGUGAGAAUGCAUCUAUCUUUGAUGUCUCUCACAUGCUCCAGACUCGUCUUGUUGGUGCUGACCGCAACAAGUUCUUUGAAAAGCUUGUUGUCGCUGAUCUCAACAACUUGCCUGUCGGACAGGGUACUCUCUCUGUCUUUACCAAUGAGCAGGGUGGUAUUAUCGAUGACACUAUUAUCAUGCAGCAAAAGGACUCUCUUUACGUUGUCUCCAACGCCGGCUGUGCUGACAAGGAUCUUGCUCACAUUCGCAAGCAUUUGGCAGAUUUCCAGAACAAGGGUGGUGACGUUGAUCUCAAGAUCAUCGACGACCACUCUCUUAUUGCCAUUCAGGGUCCCAAAGCUGCCGCUGCCCUCGAAAGCUUAACUGGUACCUCACUCCAGGACUUUGCCUUCAUGAACGGUCGCUUCAUGGACAUUGCUGGUGUUCCUUGCCACGUUGCUCGCUCUGGUUAUACUGGUGAAGAUGGUUUCGAACUCUCUGUCCCUACUCCCGAGAUCCUCAAUAUCACCGAAAAACUGCUGGCUCACCCAGUUGUCGAGAUGGCCGGUUUGGGUGCCCGCGACAGUCUCCGUCUUGAGGCUGGUCUGUGCCUCUAUGGCCAUGAUCUGGAUGAGACCACUACUCCAGUUGAGGCCGGUUUGACUUGGACAAUUCCCAAGUCUCGCCGUGAGACCGGUGGUUUCUUGGGUGCCGAACACAUCUUGCCCCAAAUCAAGGGUGGUGUUUCCCGUCGUCGUGUUGGUCUUUUGGUUGAAGGUGCUCCUGCUCGUGAGGGUGCCGAGAUCCUCAACAAGGAAGGACAGGUCAUUGGUAAGGUUACUUCUGGAUGUCCCUCGCCAUGCCUCAAGAAGAACAUUGCCAUGGGAUACGUCCAGAACGGUUUCCACAAGCGUGGAACUGCCUUGGAUGUCAAGGUCAGAAACAGAGUUCAGAAGGCCGAGAUCACCAAGAUGCCUUUUGUUGAAGCCAAGUAUCACAAAUAGACAUACACACAUACUCUUUCUUACAUAUCUCUCUCUCUAUAUAUAUAUACACAAACCUAUAAAAAAUUAAUCCCUUCAUCUCUCUCUCUCUUUAUUUAUUUUUUUAAAAAAGAAGUGUUCAUUAAAAAUUACAUAUUCCACACUAUUAUUAUUGUUAUAUAAAUACUCGAUAUCUCUAUUGUACACUUGCAUUUGAAAAGAGAAAUGAAAGAACAACUUAAACACGUUAAACUCUGGAUAUGUUUUGAUCCAAUU